GCUGAUAAAACUUUAACUGAUAUAACUUGACUUUUUAAAAAAAAAUUUUUUUAAAGUGUCUAAGUGUUAUUCCCAUGCAGAGUCGGCAGAGAGCAGCAAGCGCUCCCUUUCUGUAACGCCUCUGCUUCAUGGGACUCUGAUCUGUCAUAGUGGUUUACGAGGACUGCUUUAAAACUGGGAAACUCUUUGGGAUUAUUAUUCACUUGACAACAUGUCUCUGUACCGAAAUGCCAUCUGGUUUAUGAAUGGAAUCCACCAAUAUACAAGGAAAGGAUAUGAGACAGCAUCUAAAGACUUUGAGCCCAAAGACGUGGAUGUGUCCGUGGUGGGCAGGUCUUUUAUGAUCACCGGAGCCAACAGUGGAAUCGGAAUGGCAACAGCCAUGGCUAUAGCCAAGAAAGGUGGGACAGUCCACAUGGUGUGUAGGAACAAAGAUAAAGCAGAAGAGGCCAGGUCGGACAUUGUCAGUGAAUCUGGCAACAUGGAGGUAUACAUCCACAUUGUGGACAUGUCAGAGACACAAAAAGUGUGGGAGUUUGCAGAGGCCUUCAAGAGGCAGCAUCUAUCCUUGAAUGUGUUGAUAAAUAACGCAGGGUGUAUGGUGCACAAGAGAGAGGUGAAUGCUGGGGGCCUGGAGAAGAACUUUGCCACCAACACUAUGGGGGUGUACAUCCUCACGCAGACUCUCAUACCACUUCUACAGAAGAGCCGGGAUCCAAGGGUGAUCACUGUGACCUCAGGAGGCAUGCUGGUCCAGAAGCUCAUAGUCAAUGACUUGCAGUCAGAGAAGGGCUUCUUUGACGGCGUCAUGGUCUACGCCCAGAACAAGAGACAGCAGGUGGUGCUCACAGAACAGUGGGCCAAAGCUUACCCAGUCAUUCACUUCUCUGCCAUGCAUCCAGGCUGGGUAGAUACACCAGCUGUUUCCACAUCAAUGCCUCAGUUCCACCAUAUGAUGGGGGAGAGGCUGCGCAGUGUAGAGCAAGGAGCCGACACUGUUGUGUGGUUGGCCUUGUCUAGAGCUGCUGCUAGAAAACGCAGCGGGCAGUUCUUUCAAGAUCGUGCGUCUAUUCCAGCCCACCUGCCUCUGGCCUGGACUCAAAGUUCUGCUGAAGAAAAUCACUGCUUCAUGACUCAGCUGGAGACUUUGGCCAAAUCAUUCACUCACAACCUGAUGUAGAGCUUAACGGUCCUCAACAUUUUUCUUAUGCAAAUGUUACAUCACAUGUAACUGACCCAAUAAAGGAUUUCU
Anoplopoma fimbria (sablefish) is the source of this 1252-nucleotide messenger RNA. Its product is annotated as dehydrogenase/reductase SDR family member 12-like. The transcript is spliced from 10 exons. NCBI's taxonomy places the organism in Eukaryota, Metazoa, Chordata, Actinopteri, Perciformes, Anoplopomatidae. The coding region runs from base 212 to 1180 and encodes 322 amino acids. The record is from RefSeq and is a predicted model, not a curated record.